AUGAACGCGUUCCGUCAUCCCGUUGUCGCCGUCUCACACGGAGCAGGGCCGCUUUGGCUGCUCGACGAAGGCGCUGAAGGACUGGACAAGCACUCACAGUCUGCCAAGAACGUGGCGGAUAUCUUCAGUAGAAUCUACUUGAAUGAUGCUCAGUUGCCCAAGCGUAUCCUUUUCAUAUCGGCGCACUGGGAGGCACGUAGCACCGGUCUGGAGAUCUCGAAAUCCGCAUCGCCCGAGAUGUUCUACGACUACAGCGGCUUCCCCGCUGAGGCGUACGAGCUCGUGUAUGGUGCCGAGGGCGAUCCAGAGUUCGCUAUACGAGUGAAGAAGCUACUGGAGCAAAGCGGCAUCACGUCCAAGCUCGUGGAUCGCCCGCUCGACCACGGCACAUUCGUGCCCAUGUUCUUGAUGCGCCCACAGGCUGACAUCCCCAUCGUCACCAUGUCUAUCAACGACCGUAUGUUCGAUCCGAACGACCACUUCAAGCUGGGCGAGGCUCUUGCUCCGCUUCGUGACGAGGACACGUUGAUCAUUACGUCGGGCCAAGCCACACACAAUAUGUACGCCGACUGGUUCCCCGAGGGCCAUCCGAUCGAGCCCUGGGCGCUCGAAUUCCAGAGCUGGUUGGACAAGACGCUGUCGAGUGAGUCUACACAGACGUACAAGGAGCGGAUGGAGUCGGUUAUCGCCUGGAAGAAGGCACCGUACGCCAUGAAAUGUCAUCGCACGCCAGAUCACUUUACGACGUUUGUUGUUGGCGCAGGUGUUGGGAUGGAAGAGGACGCUCCUGCUGCGAAGAAGCUAAAUGGUGGAUGGGGACUCGGACACAUGUCCUUCGCCUCGUAUGCCUGGGGAGUUGAUUCAAAUUUGAGCGGUGCGGUUAAGGACGAGUUGUAG
Molecule: messenger RNA, 897 nt
Organism: Phytophthora infestans T30-4
Lineage: Eukaryota; Oomycota; Peronosporomycetes; Peronosporales; Peronosporaceae
Exons: 1
Coding region: 1-897 (298 amino acids)
Molecular function (GO): ferrous iron binding; zinc ion binding; oxidoreductase activity, acting on single donors with incorporation of molecular oxygen
Source: RefSeq, a predicted model, not a curated record